AUGUCGCUGAACAAAGAUGUUACUGAAGCAAUUCAGAAAGUUGCUGCUGCUCAUGACUGCAAGAUUGUUGAAGGGGUUCUCAGUCAUCAAAUGAAACAAUUUGUAAUUGAUGGAAACAAGGUUGUAUUGAGUGUUUCAGCACCCGAGACGCGAGUUGAUGAUGCUGAAUUUGAGGAGAAUGAGGUUCAUGCUAUUGAUAUAGUUACAAGCACUGGUGAAGGCAAGUUCCAGUCGCAGCAUUUACAAGCCUGGGAGCACAACAGGAAUCCUAAUGUCCCGUCGAGUAGAAAACAUAAAUAA
This is a messenger RNA of Fraxinus pennsylvanica, 300 nucleotides long. NCBI's taxonomy places the organism in Eukaryota, Viridiplantae, Streptophyta, Magnoliopsida, Lamiales, Oleaceae. The record is from the annotation of a GenBank genome assembly.